UACUUCUCAAUUAUCAUGCUCCAGCUCAUACUUCUCAAAUCUCAAGCUGUUCCUGAAGAAGAGAUGAAGAUGCUGCAGUUGGUUCUGAUUCUGCUCGUGCUGUCUGGUGUUUUCACUCAGGACAGUAAAUGGGGUGUGAAAUAUCCUGAUAAACCGAUCUGUGCUGUGAGAGGAUUCAGUGUCUCCAUUAAAUGUAGUUAUUAUUAUCCACGAGGUCAUCAGGUGAUACAAAAGCUUUGGUGCUCGAUGAACUUAAACACAGAUUUGUGUAAAAACCCACCGUAUGUUUACGACAGUUCAUUAAACACCAAGUCAGACUUUGAUUUCACUGGAGACGACAAAUCAGACUGUACUUUAUUAAUCCACAAUGUACAGUUCAGUUAUUCUGGAGUUUACAGAUUCAGAUUUAUUACUGAUGUGACCCGUGGUAAAUUGACAGGUUAUCCCGGAGCGACUCUACAAGUUACAGAUUUAAAGGUGUCACUAAUCAGACUCAGUGGAAACGGAACCCUUAAACAAGGAGACUCCUUAAAUCUGACGUGUGAUGUGAGCUGCACACACACUUCCUCACAGUUUGUGUGGUCUAAGAACAACCAGAGUUUAUAUACAUCAGGACCCGUUCUUCACUUUCCUGCUCUAACCCUGAGGGAUUCUGGGAAUUACACCUGCACUUGGGGAACCGGGGAGACGUCAGGAUCUGAAACCAUCAGCCUUCACGUGGAGGAUGACGACACUGAACAUUCUGAACGUUUGUUGAUGUUGGUCAUUGCUUGUGUGACUACCGGAGUGAUUGUCGUCAUCACAGGAGCUGUGAUUCACAAAAGGAGGUCAAUGUCAGCAUGUUUUAUACAAUAUAAUCUACAGAGUUUAAAAAUACUUUCUCACAUAAAGCAUGUAAUUGUGAUUUUAACAGCAAUUCACAUCAUCUGUCCUUCAUAAACCUUUUUGUGUGUGAUCACAGGAGUGUCCACAUCGAGCAGAAGAACAAGGAUGAUUCUGCAAACUACACCAACGUACAGAAGGAGGAGGAUGACUCUGCAAUCUACACUAAUGUAUAAGACAGUGAGCUGUUCACAGUUUCACACCUCAUGCUCAGCUUAAAAUCUUGUCAAUUUCCUCUUUGCCUUAAAAUAUGCACUUCAUUUCAUGAUAGGCGGUUUAUUGUGUUUACGUUUCUAGUUUCGAUAACUUUGUUAGAUUUCUAUAAGAUUCUAUCAUUUUCUAGAUUUUUUUCGAACUAUAAGAUUUAUACAGUUGUUUGAUGUUUUAUAUGUAAAUUAGAGUAGAAGUCUAUCCUCCUUUCUCCUGUAUGUUGUGCUCGAAGUGAGCUGCUACUCAACAGGACGCAGUACGCACUGAUUUAGCACUGAAAUGUUCAUGAAGUUUCUAGUUAAUAUAAAACUGAUACAAAAAAAAAAACGAAACACAACCUGCAACGCAACCAACACACACUUAUCUGUACACAUGGCAUAUUGAGUAA
Molecule: messenger RNA, 1480 nt
Organism: Tachysurus fulvidraco (yellow catfish)
Lineage: Eukaryota; Metazoa; Chordata; Actinopteri; Siluriformes; Bagridae
Product: myeloid cell surface antigen CD33-like
Exons: 4
Coding region: 16-939 (307 amino acids)
Source: RefSeq, a predicted model, not a curated record